AUGUAUACAUGCGGCGCGUGCGCGCUGCUGCCGAUUUGCGCCGUCUUGCUUGAACGACACGCUGCGGAGUGCUUCACCUACCGUGGACCCCCUGGGCAUAUAGCUAGGGCUGGAUUGUCCUCGAAUCAGUGCAUCGGAGCACUAGUGUCGCGUCCUUUGAGGAACUCACGCUCAUGUGUGGUCUUCUCCGGCCUCAAAGAAAACGAUGCAGAUACGGAAGGCAGCAACAACGCAGACGACAUCGAGCAGCAGAUUCCAUUGAACCCGCUUGAUGCACAGGGCGAUGAGAACGCCGCGUCAAGUGGCAAGGAACCCACAAGGGAAGAGAUGUUGAAAGAGUACCGAGAGGCAAUACUGAAUGAUGGCUUUGACAAGCAGCUCACCGACCUACUUAUAGCUCAACCUGAUAUACCCAAAGAUCCCAGGGAUAGCGUCCCGCUGUCCAAAUUUGACUGGUUUCAGACGGACGGACCCCUAGAUUCGGAUGAUGAAAUGUUCUUGCGGGAGUACUGCGCAGAGAAGGUGCCCGAUAUAGAUGCCAUUUACAAGAGGGUGGAUCCGCAUGGAUUACGCAAGUACGCGCCGAAAAACAUCACAACGAUGGAGAAGACCUUAGGGAGGGUUUACGAUGUCAACCAGCCGCUGCUUGAUGAGGAGGCAGUAAAUGAGAGCCGUAACACGCAUACGAUUCCCGAACCUUCGCCGGCCGGAGCCGUCCAAGAUGGCGAGACGGGAGCUGCAGCCGAGUCAGCCUCACCUUCGGCUGAUGUUCCGAACGAAGGCGAGGUGGACGAGUAUGGCCGAAGAAUCCCCAGCAUUGAAGAAAUCGCCCUGACCGACAAUGAUUACGCGGUUUCCACAACUGCAGAUGACGACGCUAAUGACGAAGAGAGUGACGAAUUUAGGGAGUGCGCCCCUGAUAACAGUUACCACGAUACGCUUAAAGAUACUGUGAUAGAGGACGAUGCAUACCGCUAUUUUGUUACGCUUCCCAUGCUCUCUUGGACGACGUUCGAUAAGGACGCUCUCAACACUGCCUUGACCAAGCUGACCAAUUAUAACAAGAACUACAAGGAAAGCCAGCGGCAGUUGGGCACCAGCAGCCCAUACACGGUGUUCACGUCGGAGCCUUGUAGCAGCGUUGGUGUGAGCGAUGGAACAUGCGAAAUGUCACUGGCCGAAGAGUUGGCCGCGAUGGAGACUGUGCAGAUGAACCCGAUUGAGAUGUAUAUGGAGGAGUAUAAGCAUAGCGAUCUGCUCAACGACAUUGACGCUUACGAGGCAGCGGAGUAUCCGCGUGUAGUAGCGCAGGUAUGCGCCUCGGACGCUAAAUCACCUGUCUUCACUAUGGACGAUUUCACGCCAAAGUAUGCGGAAGUCGAUACAGUGGACCCCCGGGUGUAUGUAUCUGUGCCCAAAUCGAGCAUCAAACAGGAUAAAGCAGGCACGCUUGUUCUACGCGAACAGUUCUUGGUGAAGCGUGCCCGUGAUGUGCGCCUCAGCAGCCAGGUUACCGACAUCCCCAUCAGCUCCGAGCCUCAGAUUGGCACUAUUCUGAUUCCCAACGAAUUUGGUUACACUGACCAGAAUAUCCGCUAUCUAGCGGACGAGAUCGGGGUUAUAUCACGUUCGUUAGUUUUUGUGCCUGAAAUUUCCGACAACGACUUGGUGUUUUCGUUGACCCUAAAUAGGUUGAUAAAGCUGAUGCAGACAGCCUUCAACGUUAACCGCAUAUCUUUGGUGGCUUUGGGGAGUCAGGGCCGUCGGGUGGUUCAUUAUGUCUACACGGCAAUGCGGGAUACAGUCGAACGUACGCUGCAUGACUUUAAGCCGGUCGACCCGAAGCUUGACCCCGACAGGUUCCGCAGCAUGGGCAACAUGGGCCGAUUGGAAAGUAUUCUGGGGCGACAGAAGACGUUGAUGCUCGACGACAUCAUAUCUGGAAUCCAGCGUAUUGAGCACAACGAGAGCGUGAAGGCUGCCUUGUCGGAGCGGGACUACAACGUGAUAAAACCUCUGUCGAAUCUGUUACAGAGCAUCGUUUUGUUGGAUAGUGUUGACGUUAACUUCAAGGAGGUCGCCCAGCUGGGCAUCCCUGUGCAGUUUAACAUGUCCAAUCGCACCAAUCUGUUUGACGGCCUGCUGCGCCUAGAUAACCCAAAGCUCCUCUCACGCAAGAAAAAGGCCACAGGUUUCGACCACAAGGAUUCAAUAAAUCUGUUUGACUUCGCGGAGGCGCCACUGUCUCCCGCCCUUCAGGAGACGCUGGGUGAACACGUUCGUUUGCACUACGUUGGCCGCAACGAUAGUUCGGAAGACAAACCGGAUAUAUACCACAUGAGUACUAACCACACUGGCAUCGAUAUAUGCUUGAACUUCUUCCCCCAAGCCUCUGGACACUUCUACAUGAAAAAACCUGGUGCACCGAAAGGCGAACUAAAUUCUCUGGGCAACGCCAUUCUGUCCUGCGCCGAUUGGAUUCAUUCCUGGUCGUACUGA
Messenger RNA from Babesia ovata, 2499 nucleotides. RefSeq names its product 5-nucleotidase, putative. NCBI's taxonomy places the organism in Eukaryota, Apicomplexa, Aconoidasida, Piroplasmida, Babesiidae. The record is from RefSeq and is a predicted model, not a curated record. The transcript has a single exon. Bases 1 to 2499 code for a protein of 832 amino acids.